Molecule: messenger RNA, 1239 nt
Organism: Pseudophryne corroboree (corroboree frog)
Lineage: Eukaryota; Metazoa; Chordata; Amphibia; Anura; Myobatrachidae
Product: 3',5'-cyclic-AMP phosphodiesterase 4B-like
Exons: 4
Coding region: 539-823 (94 amino acids)
Source: RefSeq, a predicted model, not a curated record
UAUACACCACCACAAUGGAUUUGAAAUGAAACAAACAAGAUGUGCUUUAACUGCAGACUUUCUGCUUUCAUUUGAGAGUAUUUACAUCCAAAUCAGGUGAACGGUGUAGGAAUUACAACGGUUUCUAUAUGUGUCUCCCACAUAUACCUGCAGUAAGGACGGACAUGUAUCCUUAUCUGACAGCAAAAGAAAUCAGACGCAUCACUUAUACAGGAGAGCCGGGAUUACAGUUUUAAUCUGCAGAAUAAAGCUUUUGUGAGUUUGCAAUGUCUUUAUCAUUAUCAUCACAGAUGGAAAAUAAUGGUAUGUGUCAGACUGGAGAAAUAUGAUAUCAGGUUUACAUGUGGAUUAAAGUCUCAAAAGCAAGACAUUGCAUGUGGAAAGCACAUAUUGCACACUUAUUCCGUAACAAAGAAGAGCCCUCAGCAAUACUUGUACUUGGGUUUAUAUUUGGAUUGCAUAUAUUGGAUAUAAAUAUUGGGAAACAUAUGCCUUGGAGCUGAGAGGGGUGCUGGUGUGACCUCGUGCACAUAACAUUAUGAUGAAGAAAAGCAGAAGUGUUCUGACCAUCUCUUCAGAUGAGAAAUCCAGGGAUGAACCAGGGAGGUACAGCAGAUCCUACACGUCAUCUAGCACCCUGGGUGCAGAUCUCCGCAGGGGAAGGAGACGACUUUCCUCUACCCUCCAGGUUCCACCAUGGAGACCCGGUGAGAGAGCUCGCUCCCCUGACUAUGACAGCAUGCAGAGACCAACCACCCUCCCAUUGCGGAUUCCCCCUCGGAUCUCCAUCACUCACGUUGAUUCUGACAGGUCUAUGACAUGAACCUGAACAAGUUACUCAAAUCUAUUUGAAUGGGACAAAAAUAAAGAUUUCAGAUGAAAUCCAACAAACAACAGAAAUGUGUGGUCAAGCCCAUGAAGGGUUCAGGCCAGAUUAUGUGACUGCUAUAAGGAACAUUACCCGUCUUCUCUUUUUUAUCUAUAUUCUAUAAUAAGUUGAGCGUGUACCAUUAUUCACUAAACUAUUCUUGUUUUAACUAAUGUUGAUGUUGUCAUUAUCCCAGUUACCCCAUACCAUCCAAUUUAGCAGAUUACAGAAAACCUGCAGUUAUAGGUUAUUCCGUUCUUUUUUAUGUCUCUGUGAUAUGCACUAUAUAACUGUUUUAAGUUUUAUAUGUCUGUAUGAUCACACCCGUCGAGUUUAUUGUAUUGUACAAUAAAUGUAUGUGUUUUAAAUUA